AUGUGGGGAAUUCCUAACCAUUAUCGUACAGUGGCUUUUGGGAAGCGAGUAGCUGGAACUAAGAUUGGAAGGGUCUUGGAGGCUGGGGCAUUCGCGAUUCAAGGGAUCCCUGGUCACUUUAUCAAGACGAAGGUGUUUUUGGAUGUAACUCAACCUUUGUGCUCUCAAGUGUAUGUGAGCAACCCUCUUGCUGGUGAAUUUUGGGUAACCCUCGUCUAUGAAUUCCUUCCCCUACUUUGCUACCAUUGUGGGAGGUUAGGGCACACGACACCCAACUGUGCAUAUCCUGACCCGGUUGGCAUUGAACAUUACGGCCCUGAGCUGAGCACGGAGAUUAUUGGGUAUCGCGUGGAGGAAUCUGCAUUUGUGCCUCUGCUGCUACGCCAACCGACUCAGUCGUCUGUUUGGGUGAAUCCUCACAUUGGGGGAACUACUUCAGGUGGUGGGAAGCCAAAGAGAGAUCGUGAUGUGGAGGAGAUGUCUACUGAUGAAGCUGGUAAUCCAGUGGUCCUUGCUCUGCCGGCAAAGGGCCCUGUGGAACAUGUUCAAGGGAUCAAGGGGACCCAAAUGGCGAAAGAGAGUAAUCUGGGUGUUGCAUCGAGCUCAGGUGGACAUGGAGGGGCUGGUAACGCCCAUCGUGGGACAUACUCGAAGAUGAAGGGGAAAGGUGGGUAUGGACAGCAGCAGCAACACCCUAGGGGGAAGGUGAAUCUCGAGCGGACUCGUCCACAGUACUGGCGUGGGGGAGACUCGGGCAGUGAGACUGGGUACAGGGGCGAUGAUACCUUUGGUCCGCCAGCUCCAAAACAGCAGAAGCAGAAAGGGGAGCUAAGAAGGCCUCAUAGCCGCCAGUCAAAUGAACCUGGGGUGCAGCUAGCAGCAGCAGGUGCUGUGAAGAAGAAGGGGAAUGAAGUUUUCCGUAUGGUGGCUCCAGAUCCUUUGGAGAUAGAUGAAAGGAAGAGGGCAGCGGGGGAGGUUGCAGGGCUGCAAUUUGAUCCUACCCCCUGUUAA
This is a messenger RNA of Linum trigynum, 1011 nucleotides long. The record is from the annotation of a GenBank genome assembly. NCBI's taxonomy places the organism in Eukaryota, Viridiplantae, Streptophyta, Magnoliopsida, Malpighiales, Linaceae.